Molecule: messenger RNA, 1539 nt
Organism: Cyprinodon variegatus (sheepshead minnow)
Lineage: Eukaryota; Metazoa; Chordata; Actinopteri; Cyprinodontiformes; Cyprinodontidae
Product: tripartite motif-containing protein 16-like
Exons: 6
Coding region: 30-1523 (497 amino acids)
Molecular function (GO): protein binding; zinc ion binding
Source: RefSeq, a predicted model, not a curated record
GUCUGGGUUUAUGGUAGAAGUACGUGAAUAUGGUGACGAUCAGCACUGAUACUGAGGAGAGCUUGAGAGAAAAAAUGGAGAAUCAGAAACCAAACACACAACUGCUACAAGACGUUUUGUGUGAUUCCUGUAUGGAGACCCCGAGCAAAGCGCUCAAAUCCUGCCUGACGUGUCUGGUUUCCUACUGCGAAGCCCACCUCAGACCCCAUCUGGAGAAUGCCAAAUUUCAGAACCAUCGUUUGGUGGAUCCACUCCAUGACAUUGACCGUCAGACCUGUGAGGUUCAUCAACUUCCCCUCGAGAGCUUCUGUUUUCUGGAUGGCUGCUGCAUCUGUGCGGACUGCGAGGGUCAGGAGCACCACGGGCACGAGACAAUAUCUGUGGAGGAAGCUCGAGGAAACAUUGAGACUGAACUCCUGCAGAAACAUCAGAAAAUCACUCAAACUGUCUCAGAUGUAGAGAAAGUGAUACUAAAAUUACAAAGCAAUGGCGUUUUAAUUAAGUCUUCAGUACAGGAGCUGUGUGUUAUGGUUGAAGAGCAGUUCACCAAGCUGCAGAAAACUGCAGAGGAGGCCAGAACCAGGGUGGAGGCGGUGCUGAAAGGACAGCAGAACCAAGCUCUGAGACAAGUAGAGGGCAUCCAGGCACAUCUGGAGCAGAAGAGGGUCGAGAUGAUGAAAACUGCAGCCAAGAUGAACAAACUGUCUAAGAGCAAAUCUGAUGUUGAUUUUCUAAAGGAUUACACAGAGUGGGGAAAAAGAUUGCCAGAUGUAUGCAUCCCCACUGUGCACAUCAGUCGACUGGACCAUUUACAACAAUGCGUUCAAGCAGUGACUGAUGUAACUCAGGAGCUGUGUGGCCUGAUUUUGGACUCCUACAGUGAAAAAAUGAGCUCCAUCUGCAAAAGUGCAGGUGCUAAACACUCCAUGCAAGAGUGUGCGCCAUCUUCUCUGCCUGAUCCUGCGACCCAGGAGGACUUUUUGACAUACACAACGAGAUUGACCUUUGACCCUGACACCACUCAUCAUUUUCUACGUCUGACAGCGGACAACCGAAAGUUAACCAACACCAGCCCCUGGCAACACAGCUACCCUGACCACCCCAGUCGAUUUAAAUAUUGGCGUCAGGCCUUGACAUUGGAGAGCCUCUACUUGGGAAGAUAUUACAUUGAGGCAGAGCUGAGUGGGGAGGGCGCCCACAUUGGAGUCACUUACAAAAGCAUAGAUCGUAAAGGAGAGGAAAGCAGUAGCUGCAUCACUGGGAAUGAUUUUUCUUGGUGCGUCGGAAGAAACAGCAGAGGUUUCUCUGCCUGGCAUGCUGGGGAGGAGACUCCUUUGGAAGUCUCAGAAGUCACCAGGGUUGGCAUAUAUCUGGACUUUCAACGCGGCUUGGUGUCUUUCUACGAUAUAACAGGCCCUAUGAUGCUACUCUACACAUACAUUACUGACUUCAUAGAGCCCCUAUAUGUUACGGCCUGGCUGUCAAAGAAAGACAAUGUUGUGACUCUGGUUCAUGCAAAAUGACGGCAACACGUUUUCU